AUGGGGGAGAGUGAGAGAGAGAAAGGGAGAGUGAGCUUAGAGGGAGAGAAGGUGAUCUUGGUCCCAUACAUGGAGGCUCACGUGCCCAAAUAUCACGAAUGGAUGAAGGACCCUUCUCUACUUCAAGCCACCGGCUCUGAGCCUCUAACCCUCCAACAGGAGUACCACAUGCAACUCUCCUGGUCCCGAGACCCUAACAAGGAGACCUUCAUUGUACUGGACAAGGACUUGAUUGUAGGACAAUUCUCGCACGGGGAACCCCACAAUGAAGCCAUGGUUGGUGAUGUAAAUAUAUUCAUGAAUGAUUUGGAUGAUUCUCACGUGGCAGAGGUUGAAAUAAUGAUAGCUGAACCAAAGAGCCGUCGAAAAGGGCUUGGGAAGGAGUCUGCUCUGAUGAUGAUCAGCUUUGGUAUCGAGAACUUAGGAAUUAAUAUCUUUCGGGUUAAAAUUGGAGAAUCAAAUGGAGCAUCCCUUGACAUGUUUCAAAAAUUGGGGUUUGUGCAAACUUCAUAUAGCAGCAUCUUCAAGGAGGUCACUUUGGAGUUACAAAUAACACAGGCAAAGAAAGAGGAGAUGCUAGGUUUAAUGGGAAUGGUAAUCAAACAUACAUAA
Sphenostylis stenocarpa is the source of this 612-nucleotide messenger RNA. Lineage: Eukaryota; Viridiplantae; Streptophyta; Magnoliopsida; Fabales; Fabaceae. The record is from the annotation of a GenBank genome assembly.